AAAUGGCGGAGUCAAAGCCUGGAUUGAGAAAACCAGUGUUUACGAAGGUUGAUCAGCUUCGACCUGGCACCAAUGGGCAUACCCUCACAGUGAAGGUGGUCGACUCAAAGAUGGUUUUGCAGAAGGGGCGCCCUGAUGGGCCUCAAGUUCGGCAGAUGCGUAUUGCUGAAUGUUUGGUCGGGGAUGAAACCGGAAUGAUAGUUUUCACAGCCAGGAAUGAACAAGUGGACUUGAUGAAGCCAGGGACAACUGUAAUACUUCGAAAUGCUAAGAUUGACAUGUUUAAGGGAUCCAUGAGGCUUGCCGUGGACAAAUGGGGCCGUGUUGAAGUCACUGAUCCAGCUGAUUUCACUGUUAAGGAGGAUAAUAACCUUUCUUUGGUGGAAUAUGAGCUAGUGAACGUCGUUGAAGAGUGACCAAGUGCUACAGUAUACUGAAGCAACAAACAGUUGCGGCUUGAUGUGGUAUUGUUUGUUUUUGGAGGUUGGCAAGUGAUAUUUCUGUUUCUCUAAAGCAGCUUUGACUCAUGCAGCUGCUCAGACCAACUCUUUUUAGGACAAAAUGCGGGUACAAUCAGAAAGAAGCUACCAGCAGGAAUCAGUCAGCCAUUGCUACACAGUACAGCUUGUUGAAGCCUCUGGUCAGCAAGAUGGUAGUGAUUGCACCUCUUAAGUACAUUAUGUAGAAGUAGAACUUUGUUUGGGCUGUUUAAAGUCUCUAGUAUGAUGUUUUUGGAUGUUUAAUUAAGUACUAAGAAUGUCUAUCUGGUUUUUGCUUCUGAGUUAUUGAACAUAAUAAUAUGUCAAGAAAGUUCUCUUUUCUAUUUACAC
This is a messenger RNA of Elaeis guineensis (African oil palm), 830 nucleotides long. RefSeq lists its product as uncharacterized. The record is from RefSeq and is a predicted model, not a curated record. NCBI's taxonomy places the organism in Eukaryota, Viridiplantae, Streptophyta, Magnoliopsida, Arecales, Arecaceae.